Messenger RNA from Bacidia gigantensis, 1398 nucleotides. RefSeq lists its product as uncharacterized. NCBI's taxonomy places the organism in Eukaryota, Fungi, Ascomycota, Lecanoromycetes, Lecanorales, Ramalinaceae. Gene Ontology annotation, molecular function: mannosyltransferase activity. Bases 1 to 1398 code for a protein of 465 amino acids. The record is from RefSeq and is a predicted model, not a curated record. The transcript has 2 exons. Gene Ontology annotation, cellular component: endoplasmic reticulum.
AUGGAACCACAUGAUACACCAGAGUUGGAUGAUGAAAAGCGGGUUCAGGUCGUCGUUUUGGGAGACAUUGGUAGAAGUCCUCGAAUGCAAUAUCAUGCUUUAAGCUUGGCCAAGCAUGGCUUUCACGUCGAUUUAGUUGGAUAUUCAGAAUCACAUCUGCACCCCGGGAUUGGCGCACAUCGUGAAAUCCAUGUCUCUCCACUCACUCUGCCUCCGGCCUGGUUGAAGACAAAGAAUCGCAUUCUUUUCUCAAUCCUUGGUCCACUGAAAACCCUUUUCCAGAUCUGGACCUUGUGGAGUCACAUGUACCUCAAAGCUGAGAGGUCGGGCUGGAUGCUCGUUCAAAAUCCCCCAACAAUUCCCACGUUAGCCAUUGCUCUGCUUGCGUGUCGCUUACGGAAGACUCGUCUUGUGAUUGACUGGCACAACUUUGGUUAUACCCUCCUUUCUUUAAAACUUGGGCAGAAUCACCCUCUGGUAGCAGUCUCCAGACUUUACGAGCAACAUAUAGGUCGGUACGCGUAUGCACACCUUUGCGUGUCUAGUGCUAUGGCGAGAGCGCUCAAAGAAACCUGCCACAUCGAUCAUUCGGUCUUCACGCUUCACGAUCGCCCAGCUUUGACCUUCCAGAGUUUAGACGAACCAACCCGAGCUUUAUUUUUGGACAAGCUGGCAGACUCACUUACAACGACGUGCAAUCCAGAUCUUUCUUUUUGUGACAUUUACUUUCAUCAAGCAGGUGUCGCGGGUCUAGAGGCUCCUGUACAUCCAGCAGAGGCUCUCAUGCAGUCGCUCAAGGAUAGAAAGGCAAGGCUGAUAGUCAGUCCGACUUCUUGGACUGCUGAUGAGGAUUUUUCUUUAUUGCUCAGUGCUUUUCUCAUUUACAGUGAACAUGCCAAGGUCUCAAAGCUACCCUUUCUUGUCGUGAUAAUUACGGGUAGAGGCCCUGGGAAGGCAGCUUUUGAGCGUAGAGUAGAUGAGCUCUACGCCCAUCAACAGCUAUCUCAUGUCUUCAUCAUCACUGGCUUCUUCGACGAUCUCAAAGACUACGCAUCGCAGCUUGGAUGCGCUGACUUGGGUAUCAGCCUUCACACAAGCAGCAGUGGAGUCGACUUGCCUAUGAAAGUGCUCGAUAUGUUUGGGGCAGGCAUACCUGUAGCUGGAUGGUCAGAAUUUGAGGCAUGGCCAGAAUUGGUUCAGGAGGGAGUGAAUGGAUUGGGCUUUGGAAAUGCCGGAAAGCUCAACGAGAUACUCCAAUUGUUGUUCAGUAAGGACCCCACUAUGCUAGAGAAGCUACAGAAAGGAGCACUGGAAGAGGGGAAACGGCGUUGGGACGAGGAGUGGGAUCCUGUUGGCGAAAGACUCUUUGAAGUUGAUCAAUUUCGAAAUAAUACGUAA